AAUCAAAAAGUGCUCCAAAAAAGAAGAAAAGUACAGAUGAUGACGAUGAUGAUGAUGAUGAUGAUGAUGACAAUGACACCCCAAUAAAGAAAUCAAAGAAAAAGACAACAAAGGACAGCUCUCCGUCUGCAACCUCCACCAAAGAGAAGAAGUCAAAAUCUAAAGAGGACAAAGAUGCUGAUGGGAAAGAAAGGAAAUCCAAAUCCAAAGAGAAGGACAAGAAAAAGGAACCUGCUUCAAUGUUUCAGAUUAAUGGAGACAAUGAUUCUAAAAGCAAAAAGAAAGGUGCUGCCAAAUCAGAGAGUGAAGACAGUGAAGAGGAGGCUAAAUCAGCAAAGACAAAGAAGAAAUCUGCUGCCAGUUCGUUAUCCAUGUUCCAAGCAACAGGAGACAAGGAAAAGAAGACAAAGAAGAAAGGAAAACCAGAAGAGAUUGAUGAUGAGUCAGACAAAAAAGAAAAACCAAAUAAGAAAAAGGGCAAAGGGAAAAAAAAGAAGGAGAGAUCUCCAUCACCUGAAAUUGAGUUUGAUAACUUGGAGAAGUUUGUGAUGCAGCCGGCUGCGCAGGGCGUGACAGUCAAAUGUAGAGUGACACGGGACCAGAGGGGGAUGGAUAAGAGUUUGUACCCCCUGUAUUAUCUACACCUCGACAAUGAGAAAAAGACAUUCCUGUUGGCUGGGAGGAAAAGAAAGAAAAGCACAACUUCAAAUUAUCUUAUAUCCAUUGAUGCAACAGAUUUAUCUCGGGGUGGAGAAAAUUUCAUUGGAAAGCUAAGGUCAAAUUUAAUGGGCACAAAGUUCACGGUAUUCGACAAUGCUCUGAAUCCAGAAAGAGCUCUUCCUGAUCUGUCAAACGCACGUCAGGAGUUAGCAGGAAUCAUCUAUGAGACAAAUGUCUUAGGAAUGAAAGGACCCAGAAGGAUGAUGGUUAUCAUUCCAGGGAUGAACAAGGAUGAUGAACGAGUCCCCUGCCGACCAAGAAAUGAUUGUGACGGCUUGUUGAUAAGGCAGCAGAAUAGAAGGAUGGAAAAUCUGAUCGAACUUCACAACAAGACGCCUGUGUGGAAUGAAGAAACUUCUUCUCAUGUGCUUAACUUCAAUGGCAGGGUCACCCAGGCCUCCAUCAAAAACUUCCAGAUAGUCCAUAACAAAGACUUGGACUACAUUGUGAUGCAAUUUGGAAGAAUAGCUGAUGAUAUUUUCACGCUGGACUACCGCUACCCUCUGUGUGCCGUGCAGGCGUUUGCCAUUGCACUCUCCAGCUUUGAUGGCAAAAUCGCGUGUGAAUAACUCUCACAUUCCUACCGUGUACUCACUCUGAACCUAGUAAGCAACAUUACCACACCCACAUCAACCCAACUCAGGUCUUUGGACUUGCAUUCAACACCUCCUACGCCAGGUGAUGAAUGACGGCACUUUGAAGGUGGCAAUACCUGCUGCUGCAGUACUGCAGCUGCUGCCUUCCUGGAGUUAUUUAAAACAUGUCAUAUCACAUUGAUGUUGUAUGCUAUUUUGCAUAAUUUGAACCAGACCUGCUCGACCCUCCAACUACAAAUGACUGUAGAGGUACAGGCUAUUAAAAAUGCUAUGCUUUAGCUUUGCUCUCCUUGUGUGUACGUGCAUGUGCAUGUGUGUUACAGUUUCCAAAUGUUAAAUACUGAUAUAAAUGCUAUUUAAAAUGCUGAUAGAUCACACUGUCUUGUCAUCAGUGACAAGACAUAAUGCGUUAUCUCGCUAGGAAGUUGUUAGUUUCUUUGCAGUGACAUUUUAAUUUGGGCAUUUCUGGAUGACAACAAAAGUUAAUUAGAUCUGAUCCAUCUUGGAAUAAUGAAUUCUAAGAUUAGCAUGAUUUACUGAGGCAGAAAAUCAACAUUUAAAAUAAAAAAUGGGAUUUGAUUGAAGGUGAAUGAAAGAAUUGCAAGUGAUGUUUGAAAAGCAACGACCAAUCAAAAGCUAUAUAAGAUGAAUAUUGUUCUUGCUUUUGGGUUUAAUGUAAGUUUUACUUGUGUGUGUGUGUGUGUGUGUGU
Messenger RNA from Thalassophryne amazonica, 2026 nucleotides. Its product is annotated as tubby-related protein 1-like. Gene Ontology annotation, molecular function: actin filament binding. The record is from RefSeq and is a predicted model, not a curated record. Gene Ontology annotation, cellular component: cilium. Lineage: Eukaryota; Metazoa; Chordata; Actinopteri; Batrachoidiformes; Batrachoididae. Bases 240 to 1289 code for a protein of 349 amino acids. The transcript is spliced from 11 exons. Gene Ontology annotation, biological process: protein localization to cilium.